GACUCAGGUUUGUCCCGUGACGACGCGUCAUCGGGCGAUGUGUCGAUCCUCUGUGAACUGGAUCGAUCAACACGAUCAACUGGAUCGAUCAACUGGAUCGAUCAACACGAUCCGUGCAUUGUGAAAUGUUGGCGAUCAACCGAGUGCAGGCGUCGUCCCGGGUCAUGUCGGUGUCUCAGGUCCGACCCAGUCUGUUCCUCAGCGGUCUGGACCCGGCUCUGAACCUCAGCGUGUUGACCAGUAGGGGCGUCACCCUCGUCGUCAACGCCAGUGGCCUGGAGGGUGUGGUCUACCCUCGGCUGGACGGCCUGCAGGUCCUCCGUGUCCCCGUCCAGGACCGACCUCACGCCCCCCUGAGACAAUACUUUGACCUAGUGUCUGAACGGAUUAGCCAGAACCAGACCGGGACGACUCUGGUCCACUGCACCGCCGGCAGGAGCAGAUCCCCCACUCUGAUCAUGGCCCACCUGAUGAGGUGUGACGGCCUCAGCCUCCGUCAGGCUCACGAGCAGGUUCUGGAACGGCGACCCUUCAUCAGACCCAACGCUGGGUUCUGGAGGCAGCUGCUGGACUACGAGUGGGCGCUGUCCGGCAGGAACACUGUGCGGAUGGCGAGGACUUCCGGCGGCGUCCUGCCCGAGGCGCUGCAGGACUCGGACGUCGAUGGGACGGCGUACUCCUUAAAUGUCUGACGGCUCGUGAACAAGCCGGGUCGUCCGUUCAGCUGAUGGCAUCAAACACUCGAUUACACUGAAGCUUUUAUCUUGACGGAUCGUCAGGAACUCACGUGAAAGAGUUUUAUUUAUCAAUUAAUAAACAAAACAGUAAAUAAC
Scophthalmus maximus (turbot) is the source of this 833-nucleotide messenger RNA. Its product is annotated as dual specificity protein phosphatase 14. Gene Ontology annotation, cellular component: cytoplasm. Gene Ontology annotation, molecular function: protein tyrosine/serine/threonine phosphatase activity. The record is from RefSeq and is a predicted model, not a curated record. Gene Ontology annotation, biological process: protein dephosphorylation. The transcript is spliced from 3 exons. NCBI's taxonomy places the organism in Eukaryota, Metazoa, Chordata, Actinopteri, Pleuronectiformes, Scophthalmidae. Bases 126 to 692 code for a protein of 188 amino acids.